Molecule: messenger RNA, 4799 nt
Organism: Ictalurus punctatus (channel catfish)
Lineage: Eukaryota; Metazoa; Chordata; Actinopteri; Siluriformes; Ictaluridae
Gene: ern2
Product: endoplasmic reticulum to nucleus signaling 2
Exons: 22
Coding region: 240-3044 (934 amino acids)
Biological process (GO): mRNA processing; IRE1-mediated unfolded protein response; intrinsic apoptotic signaling pathway in response to endoplasmic reticulum stress
Cellular component (GO): IRE1-TRAF2-ASK1 complex
Molecular function (GO): RNA endonuclease activity; ATP binding; protein serine/threonine kinase activity
Source: RefSeq, a predicted model, not a curated record
UGUUGAAGUUACGGUUCUGUCCAACGCGGAAAUGUGGAGUGUUUGUUGUGAUGAAAUGGAGUCGGACUCCCACUUCUUUAGCAGCUAACUUUUAGCGGAAACCCAGCCCCCUUUCUCUUUUUAAGAGCUUAGAAAUGUCAGUGCCGUUUGAAAAUGAAAACGAAGUGGACUUUUCGACGUUAGCUCAUGUUUUAGCCGGUGCGCGCGAGGUCCGUAAAGUUCAGCACGCGCACUAAAGGAUGGACCGGACACGGUUUGUGUGUCUCUGUCUGCUUAUAUGUCUGAGCGGACCGUGUUUACAGUGUGAAGGAGGGAGCUCUGUCACUCUCCCCGAGUCUCUGCUCUUCGUCUCUACGUUAGAUGGGAGUCUACACGCCAUUAGCAAACAAACUGGAGAUAUCAAAUGGACUCUGAAGGAAGAUCCAAUCAUCCAAGUUCCAGUUUAUCUGCAAGAACCAGGUUUCCUUCCCGACCCCAACGAUGGCAGCCUGUACGUGUUAGGAUAUAAACACAAACAGGGUCUAAUGAAACUUCCCUUCACUAUUCCAGAGCUGGUUCAGUCGUCUCCCUGCAGGAGCUCAGACGGCAUCCUGUAUACAGGUAAAAAGCAAGACACAUGGUUUGUAGUGGAUCCUCAGACAGGUGAGAAACAGACGAGUUUAAGCACUGCGUCCUCUGAUUCCAUCUGUCCAUCGGCUCCUCUCCUCUACAUCGGACGCACAGAGUACAUGAUCACCAUGUUUGACACCAAGACACAGGAACUGCGCUGGAACGCCACCUAUAACGAUUACUCCGCCCCUCUGUACGAUGACCAGAAAUACGAUUACAAGAUGUCCCACUUUGCGUCGAGCAGCGACGGCCUGGUGGUGACGGUGGACCGCGACUCGGGCGACAUGCUGUGGAUGCAGAAGUUUGACUCCCCGGUAGCCGGAGUUUACCUGUGGAUUCAGGACAGCCUGCGGCGAGUGCCUCACCUCACUGUCGCCACGGAAACGCUGCGAUAUCUCACGUUCAUGGCGCAAAACACGCACUCGCACCCCAUGAGGUGGACCUACCAGUUUACCCAGGAGCAGCACAGCACCAAAACACAGCUUGUUCCCUCUUUGUACGUAGGGAAAAUGGAUUCUCACCUGUAUGCCUCCACCUCUCUCGUCCAUGAAGGAGUCACUGUAGUGCCUCACGGCCUCACGCUGGCACGUAUCGAGGGGCCAACGACGGCGGGCGUGACGGUGGGGAAUGGGCGGGGCGAGUGUGAGAUCACGCCCAGCACCGACGUCAAGAUCCCACCGGGAAGCACCAACCCGCUGCAGAACCAGUGGCUACUGAUAGGCCAUCAUGAAGUUCCCCCUGUGGCCCACACCACCAUGCUGAGAGAAUUCCCAGAGAACCUGCAGCACUCCGGUGACGUCAUCCCUCCUCGAGGUUCCUCUUCAGCGUAUCGGCCCGGAGCUCGCCCAAUGCCCCGAGUGACACGUGAAAGUUCUUCCGCCAUGCUGCCGGACUCUUUGACCUCUGACCCUGUGACCUCGUUCUUGGUGACGCUGCUGCUCGCCACACUGCUAGCGUUCUUGUUCAGCUACAAGCGAGUCAGAAAAAUGCCCCGAUCAGAACCGACGAUGGAUUCCAGACUCUUAAUAGAUAACACCAGCCAGACCAGUCGGGUUUCGCCCACAGGAAGUGACAUCAUCGACUCGCCGUCGGCUUACAGCAUCGGCGACCGGUCCGAUCACAGCAGCUCGGCGUCGUCCGAUCAAACCCGGCCCCGCUCGAGCACUCAGGACUCGGUCCCGACAACCGCCUCGAACUUUUCCCGAGAUUCAGACGACGCGCAGCCGGACGUGGUGGAAGUGGGUAAAAUCUCCUUCAGCCCUUCUGAGGUGCUGGGACACGGCACAGAGGGGACCUUCGUGUUCAGAGGUCACUUUGACGGGCGACACGUAGCAGUGAAGCGCAUCCUGCCUGAGUGUGUGGAGUUUGCCGAGCGCGAGGUCCAGCUGCUGCGCGAGUCAGACGAGCACCCCAACGUCAUCCGCUACUUCUGCACCGAGCGUGACCGUCAGUUCAUCUACAUCGCCAUCGAGCUGUGUGCCGCCACCUUACAGCAGUAUGUCGAGGACCCGAGCUGUCCGUGUUCCGGCCUGGAUCCCGUGACUCUGCUGGAACAGACGAUGUUCGGACUCAACCACCUUCACUCCCUCAACAUCGUUCACAGAGACCUGAAGCCUCGGAACAUCCUCCUGUCGACGCCGGGAGCGCUCGGCCGGGUGCGAGCCGUCAUCUCCGAUUUCGGACUGUGUAAAAAGCUUCCGGCCGGCCGGCACAGUUUCAGCCUGCGCUCCGGGAUCCCAGGAACGGAGGGCUGGAUCGCUCCGGAAUUACUGAGCGGUGUGGAGAAAGGAAACCCUACGAGUGCGGUGGACGUGUUCUCAGCCGGCUGUUUGUUUUAUUACGUGGUAUCCAGAGGACAGCAUCCGUUCGGGGACACGCUGCGGCGUCAAGCUAACAUCCUCUGUGGGGCGUACAGUCUGGAGAACUUUAUGGAGGAUAUACACGAGGACGUCGUCGCCAGAGAUUUGAUCGAAAUGAUGAUCAGUGCAGAUCCGGAGUCCCGGCCCGCCACGGCCUCGGUUCUGAAACACCCGUUCUUCUGGAGGCCGGAUAAACAGCUGCAGUUCUUCCAGGAUGUCAGUGAUCGUAUAGAAAAGGAGCCAGCAGAGAGCCCUAUCGUGGUCCGAUUGGAGACGUCGGGCCGACCGGUGGUCCGAACCAACUGGAGAAUGCACAUCUCGGCGCCUCUACAGGCCGAUCUGAGGAAAUUCCGCACGUAUAAAGGGAACUCGGUCAGAGACCUGCUCAGAGCUAUGAGAAAUAAAAAGCAUCAUUACCACGAACUCCCACCUGAGGUUCAAGCGGCGCUCGGUGAAGUCCCAGAAGGCUUUGUGGCGUAUUUCACCUCGCGCUUCCCGCGGUUACUGCUGCACACACACACUGCACUGAGCAUCUGCGCUCCUGAGAGACCGUUCCACCCCUAUUACCACAACUAAACACACACACACACACACGGCAUGAAGAGGACGUGAUGCAGGACAAAACACUCAGCAUUCAGGAUUCUUUAUGGAAGGAUUUUAUAGACGGCGCGUGUCCCGAGUCGUGGGGUUCUGAACGCGUUCAGGCUGAAACACUAGCGCUGCCGUCUCCGGUGGAGCCACUGAUGCGAUCAUGCAUAACCGCCAGCAUUUUUUCCCUUUUCUCCAUCGACGAGGGGCGGUUCCUCGGCUGUAAUCGUCAUGGAAGCCGCCCUCUGAGGUUUUAAACCCGAAAUCCCCGAUGGGGAACGCUUGUUUGUUUUUCGUCGCCGCUAUGCCACGAGCUCGACCGGAACAACCUCACCGGCGAGUCGUUCUCCAGAGCGUUCACACGAUCCGCUCGCCGUCAGACCAGCUUUUAUACCAUUUCACACGAUUUUACGUACACGCCGUUUUUCAUUUUUUUUUAAACACGGUCGUUUUAUAAAGGCGUACAAGACUAGCCGUCGAAUCGGCGCAAAAGUAACGGCGCCCCGUAAACGAAGGAAGAGUCGGCGUGUGCGUUAGCCGACGCACCGCAGGGGUGGGAUUAGUUAGGAGCUCGUUCACCGUUUUGUCUUCAUGGAGUUUUGUGUGGGCGUGGCUAAAACGUAAACACGUCACGAACGCCCUCGGUCAUUCAUGGGCCAGCAGCUCCAUUUCAGACAACAGAGCGGCGGCCGUGUCCGUCUCUGCGUUUGCUAUCCAGCCUUCACUGCCAACACUUCAGCCAUUUUGAUCAUCAAUAUAAUCAUUUAUCGGAAUUCCCACAAGCUUUUCGAAUAAUUUAAACAGUGUACCACUAGGAAUUUGUUUACGCUGAUUACACCAAAGACGGAACUGUUUACACACGUAACUUACAGUUCCCUGCAUAAGUAUUCACACCUUUCAGUGAACCCGGAGCACGGUGGUGGUAGCGUCGCGUCACGUCAAGUCACGUCACGUCACCCUAGCUCACAGGUGGAAUUCCGUUCCACACGGCGCUGUAGCCAGUACACAGCGUGGAUGAACGUAAAACCACCCGUUACGGCCGCAGAUCUUCCUACUGCUCAGUAUUUUAAUAUUUUACAGUUGCGCUACUGAAAACACGCUAAACGACACGACGCCGGUCCACAGUUUUAAAAUAUUAUAUUAACGGGGUUAUUUCACACCGUGCCCUUCUACUGCAUUCUGAUCCAGCGUACUCGCCCUCGAAGGUUUGAUUCAUGAUUCAACAGCUUUAAAUAACGAGAAGAGAAGCCGAGAUGUGUUACUCGUGUUGAGAUUUUCUACAGGACAGGAAGUGACAUGACUGUAAACGACUGGUGUUUAUCACUCGGGAUUUAUUUAUUAUUUCAGUUACAUGAAGUAAAAAAAAUGUGUUUUGUAACAAUAACACUGAAGAUUUCUUCCAGUUGGGAAAUAAAUCUGUUUUGGAAGUGUUUAUGCUCGACGUGCGUGUGUGUGUGUGUGAUUUCGAACACCAAUUUUAGUUCCUGAUGCUAAAUUAGUUCCUCUUUCAACAAGAAACAGAGAUGAGCGAAGGCUAAUUCACAGCUUUAGCCUAGAGAAGUUCAGAUUUGUGAGGAAUCCAGAUCCUUGACGGUAUCGAAGCGUCUCUAAUCUUUAAAUCAGUGCAGAAGAAGAGACACUUCAACAAAAAGGAGCUUUAUUAAAUUGAAUACACAAUUUCAUACAAUUCCAUUGAACUUGUGGCUUUCGAGUAAAGCCAUAAAAGCUUUAUAUAAAAAAAAA